AUAUUCUAUAAGGAAAAUAUUUGUGUAACUACGUGUCUAAAUUUUUGAUUUAGCUGUUAAUUAUUAAAGUGUUUGUGAAUUUUGGCAGCCCUUAUUAUUUAUUUUUUACCAGACAUAUUCUAUGAAUAUAUACAUAUGUACAUAUCAUAUUCUACCUUAUUCCAUGUGAAUUUAGGCAAUUCCCUGUCUCAUUGGAAUAAAAAAACAAGGAAAAAUAAUAACGACUCAUCUUUAAUCACGUACAAUACAGAAUUUUCUUCCUGAGUACUGUUUUACUGAAAUUAGAAGUUUAUGUAUUAUUAUAUUUUUACUGAAAAACAGUGCUGCGGAUUUUUUUAAAAUGUCGGAUACAGAUCGUCGCAGAAUGGAUGGUGAUACGAAUCACAGAGCUGAUAUUGACAGAGCAUCAAGUGGUACAGGCCGUGUUGAUGGAUCAACGAUUGAUGAAUUCCGAGAUCGCAGGCAAUUUUCCUGGUAUCCCCGUGACAGUGCCUCCAGUGAAUUAAGCGAUAGCAGAGACCCAAGACACCAUCAAGUGAUUGGUUUCACUAUAUUGCAGCCUGUACCAUUUGUACGGGAGACUGGCAUUCUCACGCCAAGUAAUAUUAUUUUCAUUUGCGGAGUUCCACACCCACAGGCAAGCAGGUUUACCGUUUACCUACAAAAAGGAGACAGUCAUGAACCUCCAUUAGUCGCAAUGUGUGUUGAUGCCAGAUUUGUCUUCGGAGGUGACCGAAACAUUGUUGUUCGGAAUCAUAAAGAUGGCAACUGGGGUCGAGAGGAGAGGAAUAUCUCUUAUUUCCCAUUCAGGCCAAAUGCAUCCUUUGAAAUGAUUAUCUUGGUUGAGCAAAACUGUUUUAAGGUUGCCGUAAACAACAAACACAUGCUGGAGUUCAAUCACAGGAUCACACCUGGUGAUAUUGAUACAGUCCGCAUUGAUGGCGACGUAACGCUCCACCAAGUCCGGAUCCAGUAUUGAGAAGCAUAUGCGAAUAGCACGCUACCUAUAUUUGACAAUGAUGGAUCAGAAAAUACGUAGAUGUUGUAAUAUAUUAUAUAACGGUUCUCUAUGAUUUUCCUUUUAUAUUAAUUUAUACAAUGUAAUGUAUAUUUCAAAAUUAUUUCUAAGGGAGUCGAAUGUACGAAAUGCAGAUCUAUGAUAAAUAAAUACAGGGUAUAUACACUGUGAUCCUAAAAGACCAAAAGAAUGAGUCAAAGUACAUAGGGACUUUUAUGGUUGCUACACGGCAUUUAAAUACUGCUAUUGUAAGAUUUUAUAAUAAGAUCUAAACAAUAUUUUUUUCAAAACAAACCAAUGUGCCAAAAGACAUUAUAAUUCAUUUACAGAAUGCAGUGAUAUUAACCGUCCAAGGUCAAAAUAACAAGUGGAAAUAACUUUAUAACUAUUAUUGAUAAUAAGACUGACGUUUUAUAUUUUCAAGAAUAAAAGCUUUUCCAAAUCACUUGUAUGCGUACCACCCAUGAAUACGUAAAUUCGUAUACUAUUAAGUGGAAAUUUUCGUUUUAACCCUUAUCAUGUUGAACACGAUUGAUUCUGUCAUUGAGACCAGUGUAGAUCAUGAUCAGCCUGCACAUCCUCAUGGUCUGCACUGCUCGCUAUUCAGUCAGUAAAUUUUCAUUGAACACCCUUUCGAAUAAUAAAUGGUACUGUCCAAAUUGAAUGAUGGACCAUUUCAUUUUAGAAAUUUAGUGGGCUUAGGGCUACGGUCGUGGAUUUGUAAUGGCACUCUAAAACAUCAGUGCGAUAAUGUAUUUUCUUUAGGCAAUACGGCAUGUUUCGGAAUUAAUUAAAUUACGGGUCAACUUACUUAAAGAACAUAUUUUGAAAUCAUAAUUUUACUUUGACAGUUGUCAAUAUCGCUCCAAAUAUUGGUACUUUUACACUGAUAAAACAUAUAAGAGUAGAAAACACCGACAUUUAGUAAACAUUUAAUUUUCUAUGCUAAGCAAAAUCAUGGAGAUAAUGAGGGUAUAGAUUUGAACUGAGUUGUUUAAAAUAUAGUUGGAUGCAACGCUUUAAAUUGGACAAGUGCGAGCAAUGGUUUAUAUACUGAGACUUUAUUCACAGCAAAACUUACUAACAAAAAAAAGAAAAGAACACAAAACAUACAAGAAAUAAAGCACAAAGUAUACAA
This is a messenger RNA of Mercenaria mercenaria, 2156 nucleotides long. Its product is annotated as galectin-8-like. Bases 341 to 979 code for a protein of 212 amino acids. Gene Ontology annotation, molecular function: carbohydrate binding. The record is from RefSeq and is a predicted model, not a curated record. The transcript has 6 exons. Lineage: Eukaryota; Metazoa; Mollusca; Bivalvia; Venerida; Veneridae.